AUGGUGUUAGGGGUGGUAGGUGGAAGGAAGGGGGUGUUAGAAGGAAGAUUGUUAGAAGUUACUUGUAAAGACAGUAAGUUACAGCAAAGCUUAAAGGAUGUAAUAGAUAAGUGGCACAAGGACAAGGGAAAGACACAAAAUCCACAGAAGGACUGGGACCAAGUGUGGAUGGAAAUCCUGCAAAUGAUCGAGCCACUCUCUAACUACAUAUCUACCUAUAAAUCAAGUGUGGAAGAAACCUAUUGUAAAAACCCUAGUGGACAAGGCACCAAGUGGACAGAAGCAGAUAGGAACGCGUGUAUGCUUAUUACUGCAGGAUUAAAGCAUAUCUACGAAAUUAAAGAGGACCCGGGGAAAGAGGGCGACGUAGCCAAGAAGAAUGACAGAAUAUUUAGACAAACAGCGGCAUGUAUCAUAUUAAAUGAACUCAUAAGGAAAUUGCAAGAAAAGGCUAAUUCCUGUACCCAGGUGAUAACCAUAGAGGAGGGAAUAAAACAUGCCUUCAGUGUCAGCUCACAAAUUAAGAACUCUGUAUGCGCGAAUGAUAAUGAUUGUAUUAUGUGCAUACAGGAAGACUAUUCAAACUGUACAAUGAACAAAGAACAAGUGGGAAACAAGUUAAAGGCGAAAUUCGAUAACGACGCAGAAAUAAAGAAAGCACUAGAAGACAUAUAUCCACCUGCGAACCCCUCAUCCACCUCUGGAACAGCCACUAUUAGGGGAUGGUUCACACGUUUUUCGGAGGAUGUAACAGGAAAAGACGAACAGCAGUAUGACGAGCUAGAACAUAUGUUAGAAUUAUGCAAUGAUGAUGGAGAGGAUAAUGGGUUUAAUGGCAAAGUAGACCUGAAGGAAUACAAAGAAUUCUGUAAAAUCAUGGUAAAGAAUAUAAUAUUGACGACAGGCGUUCCAAAGGAAUAUAAAAACAAAGGAGGACAAACACCGUGUGAGAAGAAAGUGAAAAAUAUUCCUGUGUGUGAUUUAUUAAAAGUAUGGAUGUAUUAUAUGCAUAUCUUCUGUGUACCGGAAGCAGUUAUAAAACAUUUCCUUGACGCUGUGAAACAGGUAAGGGAUGGAUUUAAAAGAGGAUUAAUUAAGGAUUAUAAGUAUGUGGAAUGUGCCUAUGAUGCUGCAUUUAAGAUUCCUGUUGGAGACAGAAGAUAUAUGGAAAGUGAAGCGUACGAAGUAUUUUCCAAAAGUACGUUGUAUGAAAAAAUAAAAGCAUUAACUAACAAGAAAGCAUGGUGCAAAGAGGCGCCUAAGCGUCCAAGCCCUGGACGGGCUGAUCAGGAAAAGGAGGAUCAGGUGAUUAGUGGUGAAUUUGAAAAUUUAAAGAAUCUCUUUACAAAAAUUGAUGAGAAAUUUCAAGAGGAGGAAGAACCACAGAAGCAGGACGAAGAAGACCCUCCUCGAGAAGAAGAUCCUCCUGGGGAAGAAGGGGAACUCGACGACGUCGUCGAAGACGACGAGGAGGAGGAGGAAGCAGAGUCAGAAGCAGCGUCGAAGGAUCCUGAUCAAGCAGAGGACACAGAUGCACAAGACCCUGAGGUACCAGACGCACAAGUAACAGAGAAAGACAGUGAAAAAGAAGCAACCCAGGAAGUUAAACCAGCUCUUCCUGAGGACGACAGCCGGGAAGCCCCAUCCUACAGCGGCAGCAGUAGUUCCUCAUCAAGUGCUGAUCCAGGUGCUGGUAAACUGGGUGGUUCAUUACCUGGUGCCCCCGUCACCACUACUGCUUCCGCACGCACUGACAAGAUGGACAAUCCCGUCCUUCCUUACCUCCCUCUUACUCCUGCCGUGCUUUGUAUUUCUAUCAUGAGCUACUUACUCUGGAAGUACUUUGGAAUGCUUCGCAAGACAAGAAAACGUUACAGAAGAGCUCAUCAAGUACGUGGUCCCUCCUUAGAACAGCAGAUUGUUGACCAUGUGGAUCAAGAUCGUCCACAUGCAUAUACCUUAGUAAAAAAACGCAAACCUCGUUCUACGCCUAUAAAAAGAAGGAAAAAACAGGGCGUUGGUCGUCGCCCUGUUGGUCGCCGUGGUGGUGUACGUCGCCGCAUGAUUAUUGAUAUUCAUUUAGAAGUAUUAAACGAAUGUCAAAUGGGGGACACCAAACUGGUUCAAGAGGACUUUUUUGAAAUUUUGGUUCAAGAAUUUAUGGGAAGCAAAUUUAUGGAAGAAGAAAAUGUUCCUAAGGAACAAGUUCAAAGUUGA
Molecule: messenger RNA, 2217 nt
Organism: Plasmodium coatneyi
Lineage: Eukaryota; Apicomplexa; Aconoidasida; Haemosporida; Plasmodiidae
Product: SICA antigen
Exons: 6
Coding region: 1-2217 (738 amino acids)
Source: RefSeq, a predicted model, not a curated record